AUGGCGGGGGCGGCGUGCCAGCCUGUGGCCAGGCCGAGCCUGACCUCCAUCUCGUCGGGGGAGCUGCGCAGCCUGUGGACCUGCGACUGCGAGCUGGCCCUGCUGCCGUUGGCGCAGCUGUUGCGCCUGCAGCCCGGCGCCCUCCAGCUGCGCGGCGACCAGCUCGUGGUGCCCGGGCCCGGGGAGCCCGCGGCCGCGCGCGGGGGCUUCAACGUCUUCGGCGACGGCCUGGUGCGCCUCGACGGGCAGCUCUACCGCCUCAGCAGCUACGUCAAGAGGUAUGUGGAACUGACCACCUACUGUGAUUACAGAGACUACAGGGAAACUAUAUUGGACAAACCAAUGCUGUUCUUUAUUUACGUACAGACCAAAAAAGACACCUCAAAAGAAAGAACAUAUGCAUUUCUUGUGAACACAAGACACCCCAAGAUAAGAAGACAGAUAGAGCAAGGGAUGGAUGCGGUCAUCUCUUCAGUAAUUGGAGAAAGUUACCGGCUUCAGUUUGACUUUCAAGAUGUAGUGAAGAAUUUUUUCCCUCCAGGAAAUGAGGUUGUUAAUGGAGAAAAUUUGAGCUUUGCAUAUGAAUUCAAAGCUGAUGCAUUAUUUGAUUUCUUCUAUUGGUUUGGGCUCAGCAAUUCCACUGUAAAAGUGAAUGGAAAAGUUCUGAAUUUGACAAGUACAAGUCCAGAAAAGAAGGAGACAAUUAAGUUAUUUCUGGAAAAAAUGAGUGAACCUUUAAUCCGAAGGAGCAGUUUCUCUGACCGAAAAUUCAGUGUCACUUCCAGAGGUUCAAUAGAUGACGUUUUUAACUGCAAUCUGUCACCCAGAUCAUCUCUGACAGAGCCUCUGUUGGCAGAAUUACCAUUUCCAAGUGUUCUGGAAUCUGAAGAGAUACCCAACUGAUUUAUCUGCCUGGACUGAACAUUCCACCCUCCAGGCCUGUGCUGGACUGCAGGUCGAG
Galeopterus variegatus (Sunda flying lemur) is the source of this 961-nucleotide messenger RNA. It is a transcript of the gene MEDAG, whose product is annotated as mesenteric estrogen-dependent adipogenesis. The record is from RefSeq and is a predicted model, not a curated record. Lineage: Eukaryota; Metazoa; Chordata; Mammalia; Dermoptera; Cynocephalidae. Gene Ontology annotation, cellular component: cytoplasm. Bases 1 to 903 code for a protein of 300 amino acids. The transcript is spliced from 5 exons.